GUGAAACUGCUCACAGAGAGAGACACAUUUCACAUGGAUACCAACACCAACGUUACAUGAAAUCCCGAAACUGUAGGACUAUAAAAUACUGGUAAGUAACAACAUUGACAGGUACACUUUGUUUCUUAUUUGGCAACACGUAGGCUGAUUACGGUGUCAACAGUUCAGGAAGUCAGACUAUAUGUUUAGGUUUUCCGAAACGGACUAACUUGCGGAACAAAUCAAAAAGGAUAACUCGGGUUGAUACUCAUAGGCUACAUUUAACAUCUCGUCGACAAAUGUCUGGGAAUGAACACCGGCAAUUUAUUUAAUUUCCUUUAAAUUCUCGAGUGGUGGACAAUAUACAUUUAGGCUAUUGAUACAGUAAACCAACGGGCCAUUCCUAUCCGUUGCCUUUUGGACCUCAACUUUAGGUGGGGAAAAAUGACGUUUCACUUUCAGAAAAACAUACUGGUCAAGCUCAGGCAUUCUAAUAAUUAUAGGUGGAUUUUUCACACAUGGACCAUGAGUUAUUUCCACCUCUGUUAGGGAAACGCAUGACUACACAAUAAAUUAUGUUAUCCAUUGAACAGGAGUGUAGCCUAUUGGUAGCUUAAGUACAAGAUAGUACAGUAGAACUAGACGAACAACAGUACUUGUAUUUUCUGCCCGAAGUUAGGCUACUGUAGGUCAGCUGUAAAUUCACAGUAGAGGAACUUGAGUAAAGGAAUAUAAUAGAUAAUUUACACAAUAUACACGUUUUCUUUAAGUCCAACCUGGUCGCAGAGCAUUUCGUAUGAUUCUGUAUGUAAAUCCGAGACACUCUAUUAAGUAUGAUACGUUACGUUUUGUAUGUUACUGUAUGUAUUAACUUGUGGAUGUCCAUCACCCAUUUCGUAUGGUUUGUUAUGAAUUACAAUUCUUAUUAUAUGUUCGAAUUUGCAAAAAACGUACAAUAUGUUACGAAUUUUCUAAAAGUACAAUAUGUUACGAUGUUGAAAAACGUAUGUUAUGUUACGAAUUCUAGAUAGCUGGCUAACGUUAGCUAGGCUAGGGGUUAGGGUUAAGGUUAGGGUUAAGUUUAGGAGUUAGGCUAAAGGUUUAAGGUUAGGGUUAGGGGAAGGGUUAGCUAACAUGCUAGGUAGUUGAAAAGUUGCUAAAACGCCAAAGUUGUCCUUGAUGAGAUUCAAACUCGCAACCUUUGGGUUGCUAGACGUUUGCAUUAUACACCCACCCCAACCUUUUUACCUUAAGUAGCCAUCUGUCUUAAUUAACCAUACCAAACGUAACAUAUCAUAUUAAUUUGAGUGUCCCUGAUUUACAUUUGCUAUGUUACGUCUAGUCUAUGAGACCAGGCUGUUAGGUCCCAUUCAAGGAUACUGACAUUUACAUUUUAGUCAUUUAGCAGACGCUCUUAUCCAGAGCGACUUACAGUUAGUGAGUGCAUACAUUAUUUUUUUAUUUAUCAUACUGGCCCCCCGUGGGAAUCGAACCCACAACCCUGGCGUUGCAAACACCAUGCUCUACCAACUGAGCUACAUCCCUGCCGGCCAUUCCCUCCCCUACCCUGGGCCAAUUGUGCGCCACCCCAUGGGUCUCCCGGUCACAGCUGGCUAUGACAGAGCCUGGAUUCGAACCAGGAUCUAGGAUCUCUAGUGGCACAGCCUUAGACCACUGCGCCACUCGGGAGACGUGACAGACAGGAGCACUUGUCAUCAAGAGUUACAUUUGAUUUGAGCCCGUUUGCUACAGCAGGAAAAUAAUCCUGCAGCAACUGGAAAUGUGAAUUAUUAUGUGGAUUGUAAUUAAUGGCCAUUUUUUCAUGGGGUUGAUACAUUUUUCGUAAGGAAAGUUGGAGAUUUCAACGUGGAAAUUACGAACUUCAGAAGCCUUUUAAAAACUAAAAUACACUACAACUUUUACAUUUCCUACAUUGCAGGAAAGUUCUCCUGCAACAGGGUGAUCAAAUUAAGAUCCUACAUCUGUACAACUUUAAUUAGGGUAACUUUACUUUAGGAAUUUCAUUAUCCUGAUCGUAGAGUAGCCUAGGGCAGGGUUCCCGAAUAGGCAGCCCAUGGGUGAUUUUAUUUUUCAUUGUUGGACGUAAAACGACGAUAAAAUCACUAGGAAAUCAGCUCAAAGUGAUUUUAGUUUAGGAAAUCUGUUCCCAAGUAUUCCCACGCAUAUGUAGAAAGGCAUAUGUGAUCGUAUCCCAUUAUAAUAUAGGUUUAAAUUGAUUAUGUUUUUUGUCAAAUACUGUAUUUGUUUGGGAUUCUUGCGGUCUUAUCAAGUCAAUCAUGUCAAUUUGCAGUGUACAAAUUAUUUAUAACUAUGUCCCGGCCCCCCGACCAUCCGCUUAAGAAAGAAUCGGCCCACGGCUGAAUAUAUGAAUGUAAUUGGGGACCCCUGGCCUAGGGGCUGUUAAACUAGUGGUGCUCAGUUGGUAGACCAUGGUGCUUGCAACGCCAGGAUAGUAGGUUUGAUUCCCGGGACCACCUUUAUGUUAAAUGCAUGACUGUAAGUUGCUUUGGAUAAAAGCGUCUACUAAAUGGCUUAUAUUAUUAUUAAAACAAUGGCUUUUGGGGGCCAUAAGCAAGAUUUGGUUGGGGGGCCCCCCACCUCGUAGAAAAAACAGUCUAGUGACCCUGCAAUUUUCUGCAAUUCUACACAUAUUGCCAUGGGGCGGAGAGACAUUUUUGUUCAGUUUUACAGCUAAUUACCUGCCAUGACUUAUGCCAUGUGAAUAUGAUAUCUGCGUGAGGUUGACUUAACAAUGGGGGCCCUGUGGAGGCCAGGGCCCCUGGGCAUGGACCCUGCGUGCCCGGUCGCUGUUCGGCCAUGAUUAGUCCCCUGUAGCUCAGUUGGUAGAGCAUGGUGCUUGCAACGCCAGGAUACUUUUGCUAUUUUCUACAAUGUAGAAUAAUAGUGAAGACAUCAAAACUAUGGAAUAACACAUAUGGAAUCAUGUAGUAACCAAAAAAGUGUUAAACAAAUCAAAAUAUAUUUUCUAUUUUUGCCUCCACAAAACCCGACCUCAACCCAAUUGAGAUGGUUUGGGAUGAGUCGGACCACAGAGUGAAGGAAAAGCAGCCAACAAGUGCUCAGCAUAUGUGGGAACUCCUUCAAGACUGUUGGAAAAGCAUUCCUCGUGAAGCUAGUUGAGAGAAUGCCAAGAGUGUACAAAGCUGUCAUCAAGGCAAAGGGUGGCUACUUUGUUUAACACUUUUUUGGUUACUACAUGAUUCCAUAUGUGUUAUUUCUUAGUUUUGAUGUCUUCACUAUUAUUCUACAAUGUAAAAAAUAGUAAAAAUAAAGAAAAUCCCUUGAAUGAGUAGGUGUGUCCAAACUUUUGACUGGUAGUGUAUAUGUAUACCUUCAGAAAAUAUUCACACCCCUUUACUUUUUCCACAUGUUGUUGUGUUACAGACUGAAUUUAAAAUGGAUUAAAUUGAGAUUUUGGGUCACUGGCCUUCACACAAUACUCAUAAUGUCAAAGUUUAAUUAUGUUUUUAGACAUUUUUAGAUCAUUAAUUAAAAAUGUAAAGCUGAAAUCUCUUGAGUCAAUAAUUAUUCAAACCCUUUGUUAUGGCAAGCCUAAACAAGUUCAGGAGUAAAAAUGUGCUAAACAAAUAUUGUACAAUCCAGGUGUGCAAAACUCUUAGAAACUUACACAGAAAGACUCACAGCUGUAAUCGCUGCCAAAGAUGAUUCUAACAUGCAUUGACUCAGGGGGGUUGAAUACUUAUGUAAUCAAGAUACAGUAUAUUAGUGUUUUAUUUUUCAUAUAUUUUUUUACUUCAACUUUGACAUUACUGAGUAUUUUGUGUAGAUCGUUGACAAAAAAAAAGGACAAAUCCAUUUUAAUCCUACCUUGUAACACCCUUGAAAUGCUCAGUCUGAACGUGUGGGCUUUACGAAACAAAUUUGAAGAUAUCUACAUACAUAGCCCUGAUUGGCUGAUAGGAUGGUCUUGAGCCCACCCCCUUACCCAUAUAAACAGUCAUUGGUCUAUUAUAAUCAGAUCACAUUGUGACGUCAUGAUGUGGGCCAAAAGUUCCCAUCCCACCUGAACAGGCUGAAAUUCCAGGAUUUUCUUUCAAACGGCUCUUACACAAAAAUGGCAUUAUUAUCAUUUUGACCACAUACAGUGUAUUCGGAAAGUAUUCAGACCCCUUGACGUUUUUUCACAUUAUGUUACGUUACAGUCCUUAUUCUAAAAUGGAUUAAAUUGUUUUUUUUCCCCUCAUCAAUCUACACAUAAUACCCCAUAAUGACAAAGCAAAAACAGGUGUUUAUCAGUUUUAGCAAAUGUAUUACAAAUAAAAAACAGAAAUAUCACAUUUACAUAAGUAUUCAGACCCUUUACUCAAUACUUUGUUGAAGCACCUUUGGCAGCGAUUACAGCCUCGACUCUUCUUGGGUAUGACGCUACAAGUUUGGCACACCUGUAUUUGGAGAGUUUCUCCCAUUCUUCUCUGCAGAUCCUCUUAAGCUCUGUUAGGUUGGAUGGGGAGCGUCGCUGCACAGCUAUUUUCAGGUCUCUCCAGUCGGGGCUCUGGCUGGGCCCCUCAAGGACAUUCAGAGACUUGUCCCAAAGCCACUCCUGCAUUGUCUUGGCUGUGUGCUUAGGGUCAUUGUCCUGUUGGAAGGUGAACCUUCACCCCAGUCUGAGGUCCUGAGCGCUCUGGAGCAGGUUUUCAUCAAGGAUCUCUCUGUACUUUGCUCCGUUCAUCUUUCCCUCGAUCCUGACUAGUCUCCCAGUCCCUGCUGCUGAAAAACAUCCCCACAGCAUGAUGCUGCCACCGCCAUGCUUCACCGUAGGGAUGGUGCCAGAUUUCUUCCAGACUUGAUGCUUGGCAUUGAGGCCAAAGAGUUCAAUCUUUGUUUCAUCAGCCUUUUGGCAAACUCCAAGCGGUCUGUCAUAUGCCUUUUACUGAGGAGUGGAUCCGUCUGGCCACUCUACCAUAAAGGCCUGAUUGGUGGAGUGCUGCAGAGAUGGUUGUCCUUCUGGAAGGUUCUCCCAUCUCCACAGAGGAAUUCUGGAGCUCUUUCAGAGUGACCAUCAGGUUCUUGGUCACCUCCCUGACCAAGGCCCUUCUCCCCCUGAGUGCUCAGUUUGGCCGGGCGGCCAGCUCUAGGAAGAGUCUUGGUGGUUCCAAACUUUUUCCAUUUAAGAAUGAUGGAGGCCACUGUGUUCUUGGGGACCUUCAAUGCGGCAGACCUUUUUUGGUACCCUUCCUCCUGUCUUCGAGCUCUACGGACAAUUCCUUCGACCUCAUGGCUUGGUUUUUGCUCUGACAUGCACUGUCAACUGUGGACCUUGUAUAGACAGUUGUGUGCCUUUCCAAAUCAUGUCCAAUCAAUUGAAUUGACCACAGGUGGACUCCAAUCAAGUUGUAGAAACAUCUCAAGGAUGCUCAAUGGAAACAGGAUGCACCUGAGCUCAAUUUCGAAUCUCAUAGCAAUGGGUCUGAAUACUUAUGUAAAUAAGGUAUUUCUGUUUUUAAUUUGUAAUAAAUGUGCAAACAUUUCUAAAAACCUUUUUUCGCUUUGUCAUUAUGGGUUAUUGUGUGUAGAUUGAUGAGGAUUUGUUUUUAUUUAAUCAAUUUUAGAAUAAAGCUGUAACGUAACAAAAUGUGGAAAAAGUCACGGGGUUCUGAAUAUUUUCUGACUGCUGUGGAAAUAUCUUUAAAAUGAACUGAUAAUUAAUGGUAUUUGUGGUAAGAACUAAUACAGACAUCAAUGUCAAUACUAACAUUACAUUUACAUUUUAGUAAUUUAGCAGACGCUCUUUUCUAGAGCUACUUACAGUUAGGUGAGACAACCACAUAUCACAGUCAUAACAAGUACAUUUUCCCUCAAUAAAGUAAUUAUCAGCCAAGUCAGUGCUACUAAAGUAAGAUGUGAUCUGUUUUCAGACAGCAAGAAAAUGAUUGUAGUGUUGAUAACUUACAUUACAAGAUGAAUUGUAGCCUACUGGUGUAUGUAGAACUGGUGCAUGUUUAUUUUCAACCCUUUUCUAAGUAUUAUGACAGGCUUUCGGGGAAACCUCAAACUUUUAAAUAGCCCUUUCACACACCCACAAAAAUGAUGACAUGUUUUUUAAAACAGGUGUGAUAUAUGAGACCUGCCUGAAGGAGAGAGAGAGAGAGAGAUGAAAGUAGAAGGCAGUGCUAUCCCAAAGCUGCGCCCACUCAAAGAUGUCUUCCCAUGGAGAGAGUUCUCCUACACAGCCCGUCUGAGCCCCACAGAGACCCACGACACAGCUGGAUGGCUCGACACUCUGACUGCCCUCCACAAUCCUCAUCCACCCCACCCCAUCUGUGAGAGAAUGCACCCCAGUGGCACCCACUGCUCUGCCCCGGAGGAGAGCCGCAAGACCCCCACAGACCCUGGAGAGGCUCAGCUGGACUUCUACCGUAAACUGGGCUACUCCCCAGCGCAGGUCCGGACCGUGCUGCAGAAGUUUGGCCUGAACACAGACACUAACAGGGUUCUGGGGGAGCUGGUGCGGACUGGAGUCAGCCCAGAAGGGAUGGAGAAGGAGUGGGAGAAGGAGGGCGCCCCAUCUACCAUGUCUAUCCUGGUGACCCGAGGGGAGACCCUCAGUAACCUGCCCCUCACCCCUCCACCCAGCCGGGAGGAUGCAACCAGUGAGGAGGGAGAUGCCCUGAGACCCAUAGUGAUCGAUGGGAGCAACGUGGCUAUGAGGUGAGCACAGAGUUUCACUGGAUGCUGCCAUGGGUCUUAGUAGGUUUACAUGCUGUGAGUUUGAGGGCUGGUUUCCCAGACACAGAUUAAGCCUAGUCCUAGAUGGAAAAGCAUACUCAAUGGAGAUUCUUCACAGGAAGUGCUUUUUAUUUGAGAACUAGGCUUAAUGUGUGUCCGGGAAACUACCCCAGAGUGUUUUUUUUGGUUGAUAGUUUUAGCAGAGCGUAUCAUUCAGCUGCGUUCUGUCUGGGUCCAGUUGGUUUUGCAGAUGAGAAGGUAUCGAGGAUCCGUGGCAUCUGUAUCUUAUGACACAUUAUUGGCCGUUCGUCGGGUCUUCUCCUUGUAUCCCCACCUCCACUACUAAUAAGGCUUUGAGUCAGCAUGAAAGUGCUCUUUUCAGUUGUAAACAAACAAACAAGUUGUGCUCUCAGAUCUCAACUCAGAAAAUGGAGAGGUGGACAUAAUGCAGACAUAAUCGCUCUUAAAGGCCCAGUACAGUCAAAGUUUAGUUUUUUCCUGUGUUUUGUAUCAUAUUGUACAACAGCUGAUGAAACUAACACUGUAAAAGUGUGGGAAAAAAAUGGAUCAGUGUUAUUUCCUGAUAGUUGCUGGUUGAAAAUACAAAAUCAAAUCAACGUUUAUUUGUCGCGUACACAGAUUAGCAGAUGUUAAAGCAGGUGCAGCGAAAUGCUUGUGUUUUUAGCUCCAGCAGUGCAGUAAAUGUCUAAUAGUACAAUACUGAAUGAAUUACGUUUUAUUUUCGGGGCAAAUCGCCAGUUGGCAACCCGUCCCUUAUGGGAUUAACUGACACAUAAACAAACAUUACAAUAAUUCAGUGAUAAUUCCAGUUUAAAAAAAGAUUCCGGUGUUCCCAGCAGUGCACAUGGCUGAGUAAAAAAGUCAAGAUAAAAAUCAAUAUAUAAUAGUAAAUAAGAAGAAAAAAACAUGUUGUGUAUAGACAGUGUGGACAAUAUAUAUAUCUACAGCAGUAGUUAUAUGGAUGAACUAUGUCCAGAAUAUAGUAUGAGUCAUCAAUUAGCUUCAUUUCUCAGAGAGCAAAUAAAUAAUGUUAAUGUUACAGGAAUGCUAAUCUUAUCUGUUUCUAUCUACAGAAACAGUUUCAGAACAAUAAACAUUAUGUAAACAUUAUUAAAGUGACCAGUGUUCAAUGACUCUAUGUACAUAGGGAAGCAGUCUCUAAGGUGCAGGGUAGAGUACCGGGCAGACGCCAGGUAUUUAUGACUGCUCAACAAUCUACACAGGACCUUCGAAUCAGCCUGUUUGCAUGGGUGGUAGUUUCUGCUUGCCGUGGCGACAUCACCAUGCGGUAAAUUAGUUAACAGACCAAUAACAAAGUGUCACGAUCGUCAUAUUGAACAGACCAAGGCGCAGCGUGAUGAACGAACAUACUUUAAUUAGUUAAAGUGUAAACACGAUACAAAAACAAGAAACGACUCGUGAAGUCCACGGUAACAAUGACCGAACACGGAACAAGAACCCACAAACACAAAGGGAAAAUAGACAGUAUAAAUAUGGCUCCCAAUCAGAGACAACCAACGACAGCUGACACUCGUUGCCUCUGAUUGGGAGUCACUCUAGCCAACAUAGAAAUAAACACACCAGAAUACCAACAUAGAAAUAAACACAAAGAAUGAACACACCCUGGCUCAACAUAUAGAGUCCCAGAGCCAGGGUGUGACACAAAGAGCGUUCCCAACCUCUCUGCCAACAACAACUCGUUUUAAAUUUUACCUUCCCAACUCACCACUCCCAGACAUUCUUAGCAAAAUUCUUGCUUGAGAAAUAUUUUUUAUCAAAAAUAUAUGUGUGUCCAUCUAGCUAAACUCCUACCCUAACCCCUCAUAAUUAGGAUCUAGCUAAACUCCUACCCUAACCCCUCAUAAUUAGGAUCUAGCUAAACUCCUACCCUAACCCCUCAUAAUUAGGAUCUAGCUAAACUCCUACCCUAAACCCUCAUAAUUAGGAUCUAGCUAAACUCCUGCCCUAACCCCUCAUAAUUAGGAUCUAGCUAAACUCCUACCCUAACCCCUCAUAAUUAGGAUCUAGCUAGAAGUCGGGGAUGGUAACACUGUUUCAGCCCUGCUUUUAUGUCUGUGGUUUCAGCACUCAACACUCCAACAGCCACUCAGUCAGGUGUCACUGUCAGCCUGGGGGAAGCCUCAACCUUUUCUCCUACACCCCCCCUCACUCCCCCCUUCCGCUGCUCAUCUGUCUCCUUUGGCCUUCUGCCCACUUUGAGACAACACUCGUACAGGCACGUCUCUCCCUCAUUGCUCUAGCAUGCAAAUCUGAGCAUGCAAAUCAGUGCAACAGGAACAGGCCUGACUGCAUUGUAUGCCCUGCCCUAUGCCCCCCCCCCCACUCCUCCUCCUUUAAGCUCUGGUAAUAGCCCUUCUUAGUCUGCAUCCCAAAUGGCACCCUAUUCCCUAUAUACUGCACUACUUAGUGCACUAGGCAGGGUAUAGGGUGCCAUUUGGGAUGCACCUUAGAUCCGAAGUCAGAGGGUUCAAGAUACAGGAAUCUCCCUAGGGUGUUUCUCUACAGUACCUUCAUCUCACCCAUGAGCGCAUUUGAACUGCUGAAUCAUGGUUUGCUAAUAGUCAUGGUGAAUAAGAUGGCAUCUAAAAAGUUCGAUCAAAAGAUACAUAAGUUAAAUGCAAUCAGAUCAAAGGACAUAAGCAUAUAUGGGAAUAUUAAUGUGGAUAAUGAAUGUAUACAUUUACCAGUGCAACGGUCAAUCUUUAACAUACAUUUUAGCACAUACAGUUAUGAGAGAGCAUAUAAAUGACACAACAUUACCAGUCAAAUCCAUUUGACCCCUAGACGUGGUUCAGGAUAUACUAUCUAGAUCAGGCUUCCCCAACUGGCGGCUUGCAGGUUGGUGAUUUUAUUUGGCCCUCCAUGUUUUCUGAGCAAAAAUAAAAAAUAUAAAAAAAUGGUAUUGUUGGACAUAAAAGAUUGUAAAAACACCAGUAAAUCAGCUGGAAGUGAUUUUAAUUUAGGAAAUCUGUUCCAAAGUAUUCCAACGCAUAAUAGAGAGAUAUCUGUGAUCGUAUACAAAUGUAAGCAAGGUUUGAAAUGAUUAUGUUUUAGUCAAAUAUUAUAUCUGUUUGGGCUUCUUGCGGUCAAUUUGCAGUCCACAAAUUAUUUGUAAUUAUGUUCCGGCCCCCUGAUCAUCCACUCGGAAGAAAAAACUUGGCCGCAGCUGAAUCUAGUUGAUGAUCCCUGGUCUAGAUUCCAGUAAUAGUUCAAACAUUUGCAUUGCAAAUGCUGUGAUAUUGUGUAUACAUGUAGCUAAGUGUUUUCACCUGAAAAAUAACUGUUGAAGUCAUCGCGGGCCCUCCCUCUCCAAAUCUGUCUAUUGAUAUAGCUCUUGAGGUAGUACAGCUUGCGUCCCAAAUAGCACCCUAUAAAGUGCACUACUUUUGACCAGGGUCCAUAAGGUGCUACUUGGGACGCAGGCACAGAGUCAGUGUAGGAGGAAUACUUCCUUACCCUUACCACACAGGUAAGUCAUUGUGAAUGGGAUUGGCUUGCUUGCUAAACAGUAUUUAUUUCUAUUGUCUUUCUGUUGUAGCCACGGGAACAAGGAAGUGUUUUCCUGCCUGGGAAUCCAGCUGGCGGUAAACUUCUUCCUGGACAGAGGUCAUACUGAUAUCACCGUGUUUGUUCCCUCAUGGAGGAAGGAGCAGCCUAGACCAGAUGUCCCCAUCACAGGUGAAGAUGUUGGGAAUGCACCGCCCGGCCCAGGGCCCGAUGUCUACUUCCUUCUCUGUAUCACACAAUAGCCCUCAUUGUAUUGAAUUCAGUUUCUUCCUCAAGCCAUCCCACUGGGCACAGACGUCAUUUCAACGUUUGUUUUGAUUUGGUUGAGUUGUCAACUAACGUGAAUUCAUCGUGAAAUCAACAAAACAUUUCACCAUGUCAUUGGAUUUGGUUAAAAGUUGGGUAAAAAAAAAAACACAACGACUUUUUGCAAAUCCAAUCAGUUUUUCCAUGUUGAUUCAACAUCAUCACAUGAAUUCUUUUGUUGAAUUGACGUGGAAACAAUGUUGAUUCAACCUGUUUUUGCCCAGUGGGAUAAAGUUGGGCGGACAUUUGUUUUAGACACUCAAUAGAACAUAUGUUAUUUUAAUCAGAGAUGGCACAUAGAGUAUAUUUAAGCAAUAAGGCCCGAGGGGGUGUGGUAUAUGGCCAAUAUACCACGACCAAGGGCUGGUCCUAGGCACAACGCAACACAGAGUUGUAUAUUGGCCAUAUACCACAAACCCCUGAGGUGCCUUAUUGCUAUUAUAAACUGGUUACCAAUGUAAUUAGAGCAGUAAAAAUAAAUGUUUUGUCAUACCUGUGGUAUAUGGGCUGAUAUACCAUAGCUUUCAGCCAAUCAGCAUUCAGGGCUCGAACCACCUAGUUUCUAAUAUGUAAUACGCUAUGUGAUAUGUUGACUUCAGGAAAUAUGCAUACAAGCACAAUGUUCGAGUAGAGAGCGUGUGUCUUUGAUCAGCAAAGGUCAAAUUGUUUUUCAUGUGUGAGCAAAAAACAGUUUGGCGUUUGGCCUUGUUUGGCUUUUGUCAGUGGCUGAACUUGAGAUCAGAUCAGGGGUCAAAGGUGACUGUGGGAAGUGAGAGCAUGGGGGAAAACCCAACACUGAUAUUUUUUGUUUCCAAAUGGCAACCAUUGCUGAUCUUUAUCUCCUAACUACGUCUCUCAUGUUCAGCUGAUUAAACUAGGGACUUUUAUCAUGGUGCUUUAUCACUUCCUUCAGUAGCAUGUAAAAACCACCUUCUCAAGAUGAGCUUGGCUGACCUAGUUACUGUGAAUUAGAGGCCUUUACUGGUCCAAAAAGUUGGGCCUGGGGCUUUCCUAUCUGGAACCGAUAUGCACAAAUAAUCUUUUUAAAUAUAGAGACCCGUUCCGAACGGGCCCGGCGACAACUAGACCCGUUCCGUAUAGACCUGGUCGGAUCCAGACCCGAUUCGAGUGAUGGAAGCAGCAGAAAAGUCAUUUUUUAAGCUACUUUAUUACCCGGAGCUGAUAAAGCGCGAGGGAGAGGAGAAAGAGAGAGCCUCUAGUGGUGUUGUGUGUGUAGGGAGAGGAGGUAGAGUCCCUGUAGCAGUGUUGUGUGUGUAGGGAGAGGAGGUAGAGUCCCUGUAGCAGUGUUGUGUGUGUAGGGAGAGGAGGUAGAGUCCCUGUAGCAGUGUUGUGUGUGUAGGGAGAGGAGUAGGCUACUGUGAGUGUGAGCGAGUGACACGGGAACAGGGAGGAGGGUGGGAGAGACGAGAAACAGCAACCAACCAAGCCGACUCGCGCUAUAGUAGACUAAUAGCUGCCAUAGCUAGGUUAUUUAUCAUCCAAUAUGAUUAACUGGUACCUGUCUUGACUGCAUCAAACCGGGAGAAGCUAGUUAAGCUAGCUAGCUAGGCUAAUUGAGGCUGCAUGUACUUUCUCAUCAUAUAUCAUCCAAUAUGAUUAAGUAGUACCUGUCUUUACUUCAUAAAACCGGGAGAAGCUAGUUAAGCUAGCUAGCUAGGCUAAUUGAGGCUGCAUGUACUUUCUCAUCAUAUAUCAUCCAAUAUGAUUAAGUAGUACCUGUCUUUACUUCAUAAAACCGGGAGAAGCUAGUUAAGCUAGCUAGCUAGGCUAAUUGAGGCUGCAUGUACUUUCUCAUCAUAUAUCAUCCAAUAUGAUUAAGUAGUACAUGUCUUUACUUCAUAAAACCGGGAGAAGCUAGUUAAGCUAGCUAGCUAGGCUAAUUGAGGCUGCAUGUACUUUCUCAUCAUAUAUCAUCCAAUAUGAUUAAGUAGUACCUGUCUUGACUGCAUCAAACUGGGAGAAGCUAGUUAGCUAGCUAGCUAGGCUAAUUGAGGCUGCAUGUACUUUCUCAUCCUACACAGGUACAAACAACAACAACAACUCCAUUCAGAAUAUUAAGUAGCAGCCUACCUGUUGGCUCUUGGUCGUUGUAGCCUGUCCUUCUCCUUUAACUUUUAAUUCUGUCAUUUUAAUUCCAUCUUCCAUUGAUCUGAUAUCUCCUAACUUUUGCCCCACAUGGAGGCUCUAUGACUGUAGCUUUUUGGCGCUUUGAUGACAUGAUUGGCCAACAACAACAACAAGCUACACGCUCCACUCCUGUGAAAAGCAAAGAGCAGCAGCAUAAAUUAUACAAUUUCUCUCUCUUAAGUAAUACUUAAUUGAUGAUUAACUAAUUCAAUAGUUAUCUAAUGUUAGUAUUUUUCUCUGUUUCUAAAGAACAACACAUUUUGCGUGAGCUGGAGAGGAAGAAGAUCGUGGUGUUCACCCCUUCGCGGCGGGUAGCGGGCAAACGGGUGGUCUGCUAUGAUGAUCGCUUCAUCGUCAAGCUGGCGCAUGAGUCCGACGGCAUCAUCGUGUCCAACGACACCUACCGUGACCUUCAGGGCGAGAGGCAGGAGUGGAAGCGCUUCAUUGAGGAGAGGCUACUCAUGUACUCCUUCGUCAAUGACAAGUAAGUCUUGUUGUAGCUUACUAUUAACACUGAAAUACACACAGUGGACAAUGCAAAUAGUCUGGGUAGCCAUGAUUAGCUGUUCAGGAGUCUUAUGGCUUGUGGGUAGAAGCUGUUAAGAAGCCUUUUGGACCUAGACUUGGCGCUCCGGUAUCGCUUGCCGUGCGGUAGCAGAGAGAACAGUCUAUGACUAGGGUGGCUGGAGUCUUUGACCAUUUUUAGGGCCUUCCUCUGACACCGCCUCAUCACUGAAGCUUGGCCCCAGUGAUGUACUGGGCCGUACGCACUACCCUCUGUAGUGCCUUGUGGUCGGAGGCCGAGCAGUUGCCAUACCAGGCGGUGAUGCAACCAGUCAGGAUGAUCUCGAUGGUGCAGCUGUCAAACAUUUUGAGGAUCUGGGGACCCAUGCCAAAUCUUUUCAGUCUCCUGAGGGGGAAUAGGCUUUGUCGUGCCCUCUUCACGACUGUCUUGGUGUGUUUGGACCAUGAUAGUUUGUUGGUGAUGUGGACACCAAGGAACUUGAAGCUCUCAACCUGUUCUAGUACAGCCCCGUCGAUGAGAAUGGGGGCGUGCUCAGUCCUCUUUUUUUUCUCCUGUAGUCCACAACUGUCAUGAAUAAGCCAUUGCUUGAUCGUAUAACUUGUAAAUAUUUUAUACUUAUAAAUCUGUAUAACUGUACUACUGAGGUAUGAAAAAGAUGAUGCAUUAUUGUUCAGUGUACAUUAGCCACAGUGUAGUAUGAAUCUAAACUCUACACCCCCCUCUCUCAGGUUCAUGCCCCCUGAUGACCCUCUGGGUCGCCAUGGUCCCACCCUGGAGAACUUUCUACGGAAGGUUCCUCGGUUACCACGGAAACAGCCAUGUCCUUAUGGUGAGGUCAUAUCUCUACUAGGGUCAUCCUGUGGUUGACCUUACAUAUGGGUGGGGGGAACAUUUGAAAAUAAUUAUUGACAAACGGACACCAAAACCGUAAUGGAUGUAAUAAAUGGACUGUACUGGAUGUGCUGAAACUCAACGGUACUAAUGAACUCUUGUUUACAUUUCAUGAAUCCAGGAAGGAAAUGCACUUACGGGAUGAAGUGUAAAUUCUACCACCCGGAACGAGCCAACCAAUCUAAUCGCUCUCUGGCUGACGAGCUGCGGGAGAAGGCCAAGCUGUCUUUAUCACAACAUAAACACCCCAACACAGGUGCUGGACCUGUCAAUGGCCUUUCCCUGGACGAGAAUACGGCUCAGAAACUGACCCUAGAACAGUGGAAUGGCUCCCUGAAGAAAGGCCACAUCAGUGAGAAUGUGCUUCUGCUCAAGGGAAGCCAUCGUUCCAGCCGGAGGUCCCCAGCCAAGAAGGACAAGUCCAACCGACACUUCAUGACCGACCUGGACUCGGCAAUGCCCAGUGGCUCUCACUCCCCGACCGACCUGGACUCGGCCCUGCCCAGUGGCUCUCAGGAGCGACUAGAUUCUGGUCUUGGCUCCUUCGAGAGCCAAGCGUCUGACCCCUCCAGGGACCACUGUGACCGCUAUGGGACGGCUGGGUACAGGAACUGCCAGUCCACCCCCAGUAUGAGACAACAACUCUAUUCCCUGCCUAGCAACCCGCCUUGUAGCUGCGUCUCUCAUCCUCCUCAGCCUUUACUGGGCCCCAGCGCAGGAUACCAACAACAUCACAGCAGGGGCCCAGCCAGCACCCACAACCCAGGCAUGAUAACCUACUACCCACCCUAUUACCUCAACUAUGGGGCACCAAUGUAUCCAGUUGAUAAGCAUCACUACAGCCACCCCAAUGACUUCCAACAGCAGGGCAGUGCACAUCCUCCACAGCAGACCUACUGGUCCGAUCCAUUCGGGACUUAUCCUCAGACUCUCCUUAGCGCUGCUCAGGAGGCGAAGCAGAGACACUGGCCCUUCCCCCAGACACAGCCCCACCCCCACGGGGAGGGCAGGGAGAGGGAGGAGGUCAGGAAGAAGCUGCUGGCCAUCUUUCACCGCCGUCUGGUGGACAAGGCCAUGGACAUGUUCCCCCAGCUCAUGGACCCACAGAGAUUGGCUGCUGAGAUCCUCACCCUGCAGUCUCAGGGCCUG
Molecule: messenger RNA, 15277 nt
Organism: Coregonus sp. 'balchen'
Lineage: Eukaryota; Metazoa; Chordata; Actinopteri; Salmoniformes; Salmonidae
Source: the annotation of a GenBank genome assembly